Saimiri boliviensis boliviensis (Bolivian squirrel monkey) is the source of this 1562-nucleotide messenger RNA. RefSeq names its product MOB kinase activator 3A (gene MOB3A). NCBI's taxonomy places the organism in Eukaryota, Metazoa, Chordata, Mammalia, Primates, Cebidae. The record is from RefSeq and is a predicted model, not a curated record.
GGCUCUGGGACGCCGCUCCCAGGACAGAUUCUGAGCUGGGAGCGUCUUCCAGCCAAAUAUCAGGGCUGCCAGGCCGGGAGCCAGUGUUGCGCACUGACCUAGAGCAUCGGGAACUGACGCCUCUGCUCAGGGCUUGUCUCUCCGGCUCCUCCCAUGCUCUGGGGCAGCGGUCCCUGAGGCAGUGGCAGGAUGUGGAAGCCUCCGGAAGGAAGUGGGUGACUGUGGGCCUUGAGCUGCGGCACCUCAGUGGGGGAGGGGUCAUACCAGCUGGUUGCUUAGAGAAACUGUGUUGUGUAAAAAAAAAAAAAAAAAAAAAGGAUAGGGGUGUUGCGGCAGGGGAAUUUGUUGUCUCACCUUUCAUUUCUCUAGAAGUUUCCAAGAGUCACUUGGGUCUCGUCCCGGGGAAGACCCGGGGAAGCCGAGAAGGCCUUGGCAUUGAGUUCUGAGAGCUGGUUCCCGCCUUGUGUUCCCCACACUGUCCACUGGAGGAAUCGGAGAAGAGCUGAGCGGAGGGAGCCCCCGACACGGUCCACGGAGAGAGCCGUGGGGCGUGGUGUUUGGUGUCCUCCCGGGUUGGUCCACGUCCCCAUCCAGCCGGCCCAGGACCCCUCUGCAGAAGCGUUCCAGGACAGCAGGCAUCAGUCACCAAGAUGUCCAACCCUUUCCUGAAGCAAGUCUUCAACAAGGACAAGACGUUCCGCCCCAAGCGCAAGUUCGAGCCGGGCACACAGCGCUUCGAGCUGCACAAGAAGGCGCAGGCGUCGCUCAACGCGGGGCUGGACCUGCGGCUGGCCGUGCAGCUGCCCCCGGGCGAGGACCUCCACGACUGGGUGGCCGUGCACGUGGUGGACUUCUUCAACCGCGUCAACCUCAUCUACGGCACCAUCAGCGACGGCUGCACGGAGCAGUCCUGCCCCGUCAUGUCGGGGGGCCCCAAGUACGAGUACCGCUGGCAGGACGAGCACAAGUUCCGGAAGCCCACGGCGCUCUCCGCGCCCCGGUACAUGGACCUGCUGAUGGACUGGAUCGAGGCGCAGAUCAACAACGAGGACCUCUUCCCCACCAACGUCGGCACACCCUUCCCCAAGAACUUUCUGCAGACGGUGCGGAAGAUCCUGUCGCGGUUGUUCCGCGUGUUCGUGCACGUCUACAUCCACCACUUCGACCGCAUCGCACAGAUGGGCUCCGAGGCCCACGUGAACACCUGCUACAAGCACUUCUACUACUUCGUCAAGGAGUUCGGCCUCAUCGACACCAAGGAGCUGGAGCCACUGAAAGAAAUGACUGCCCGGAUGUGCCACUAAGAGCCCCACAGGCCCCCUGGCGCCCGAACCCCCUCUGGGGCCUUGGAGACAUGGAGGAGGAUGCUCCUGAACCACCGUCACCUUGCUCUCCGGCCUGAGCAUCUCGGGAGCCCAGGGGCUGGGCCGCUGAGCGGGUGUGGGUCGUCAGGAGCCCCAGCCCCAGAUGGCAGACGGCUUCCUCACCAUCUCGAGCCUCAGUCUCCCGUCUGGGACUGAACUUGAACUCUAUAAUUCUGUGUGUUACUAGCAACCGGAAAA